Molecule: messenger RNA, 1422 nt
Organism: Lotus japonicus
Lineage: Eukaryota; Viridiplantae; Streptophyta; Magnoliopsida; Fabales; Fabaceae
Product: E3 ubiquitin-protein ligase NLA-like
Exons: 6
Coding region: 134-1105 (323 amino acids)
Source: RefSeq, a predicted model, not a curated record
CAUAUUCAAACUUGAACCGUUUUCUCAUUCAUUUUGCGGCGUGUUUUCAUUCUUAGCGAGUUUUUUUUCUUUCUUUCUAUAUACCAUUUGAACGGCACACCCUGCGUGCGUUCCUCCAUGUUUCUACGUGAAGAUGAAGUUCUGCAAGACAUACCAGGAGUACAUGCAAGCCCAGGAGCAGAAGAAGCUUCCUGGGGUUGGCUUCAAGAAGCUCAAAAAGAUCAUGAAAAAGUGUAGGAGAGACUCUCAAUCCCUUCAUGAAUCACUUGGCAUCAAAUCCUGCCCUCAUCAAUGCCCAGUGUGCGAUGGGACAUUUUUCCCGUCCCUUCUCAAUGAAAUGUCAGAAAUAUUAGGGUGCUUUAACCACCGUGCCCAGAAAUUGCUGCAGCUACAUCUUGCUUCUGGCUUCAGAAAGUACAUUCUCAAGUUGAAAGGAAAAUUCAAAGGGAAUCAUACUGUCCUUGUUCAAGAAGGAAAAGAUCUAGUCACAUAUGCACUGAUUAAUGCCAUUGCGAUACGCAAAAUACUGAAGAAAUAUGAUAAGAUUCAUUAUUCCAAGCAAGGGCAAUUGUUCAAGUCACAACUCCAGACAAUGCAUAAGGAAAUUCUUCAGAGUCCUUGGCUUUGUGAGCUUAUGGCAUUACACAUCAACUUAAGGGAAACUAAAGUGAAGUCAAAGAAGGCGGCACCUGCAUUGCUCGAUGGAUGUUCCCUGGCAUUUACAGAUGGAAAACCCUCACUUACUUGUGAGAUCUUUGAUUCCAUCAAAAUUGAUAUUGACCUGACUUGCUCUAUUUGUAUGGAUACAGUAUUUGAUCCAGUUUCUCUGACUUGCGGCCACAUAUUCUGCUACAGUUGCGCUUGCUCAGCUGCAUCUGUAACUAUUGUUGAUGGACUUAAGGCAGCAGAUCCAAAGGAGAAAUGUCCUCUAUGCCGAGAGGGAGGAGUUUAUGAAGAUGCUGUUCACUUAGAAGAAUUGAAUAUUCUGUUAGGCCGAAGCUGCAAGGAUUACUGGGAGGAAAGGCUUCAGAUGGAGAGGGUAGAGAGGGUUAAGCAAGCGAAGGAGCAUUGGGAAAUGCAGUGCAGGAACUUCAUGGGUGUCUAAGACCUUCUUGAGCAUCUAUGUAAAAAAGCAACUUUUCUUGGGUUCGAUGGCUGUUUUAGGUUGAACCUUCUUGGUUCAGUUGUUGGUUCUAAUUUUGCAAGUAAAGCAGUAGCAUUUGUGCAUGUUGUAAAUACAUGAUCCAUGGAGCCUAGCAUGGACCAAACAGGUGCCUGGAAUACUGUUUUACCUUUUUUUAGGGGGAUUGUUUUUGGCACAGCCAAAAUUUCUAAUAACAGACCCAAUUUGUUUUUGAAUUUUUUUUGUAAUUCCAAAACUAUUCUUUAAGUAAAUAAAAAAUAAACUUUCUUUUGCUGUUU